GCCUCUCUCCAAUCUAAUUCUUGAUUUUCGUUUUGAUUUUUGAUUCUUCGCUCCACUGUUCGAAGGCGUAGAGGCCCCAAACCAAAGUCUCCUCUAAACGAAGAAGAUAAUGGGAUUCUUUUCGUUCUUAGGAAGGGUCCUCUUCGCUUCUCUAUUCAUCCUCUCCGCUUGGCAAAUGUACAAUGAAUUUGGUACUGAUGGUGGACCUGCAGCAAAGGAAUUGGCUCCCAAGUUAGCUGUAUUCCAGAAAUAUUUGAAGUCCAAUUUUGGGGAAGGGGCACCAAUAAUUGAUGUUAGGCAUUUUGUAGCAGCCUCCAUUGUUCUAAAAGGCCUUGGCGGCUUGCUAUUUGUAUUUGGCAGUUCCUUCGGUGCUUAUCUACUGCUAUACCACCUGGCGUAUACAACUCCACUUCUGUAUGAUUUCUAUAACUAUAGUUACGGCAAGCCAGAAUUUUUUGCGCUCGGGCAGGAGUUCUUGCAGUGUGUAGCACUUUUUGGUGCAUUGCUGUUCUUCCUCGGGAUGAAAAGCUCAAUUAUAAGGAGACAACUCAGAAAGAAGACCCCCAAAACAAAGACGAGUUAGUUCCAUUUGAAAGGUGGAUUGUUAGUAGCCUCAAGAGUUUUAAAUUUCAGACCACAAAGUAGCAGCCUCCUCGUUUUGUUGCGAAGUAGUUGUCGCCUCAUCUUUUCAGACCACGGAGUAGAAGUAGUUGUCGUGCCGCCUCAUCUUUUCAUUGCGGAUCCCCAUCUAAUCCUCCUCAAGGUGCUCCCUACUCAUUCUAGAAAGCCCUCUAUUCAGGGUGAGGUAAUUACAUGAAGAACAUGGAGUGCCAUUGUUUGUGUUUUAUCUUUUGUUGCUCCCCUAAACAUGACUUGUGAAUGAAUUGGCUCUACUGCUGAGCAGUCUCAGCGUGGUUUUCCUUGAA
Messenger RNA from Diospyros lotus (date-plum), 926 nucleotides. RefSeq lists its product as uncharacterized. The transcript is spliced from 5 exons. NCBI's taxonomy places the organism in Eukaryota, Viridiplantae, Streptophyta, Magnoliopsida, Ericales, Ebenaceae. The coding region runs from base 110 to 583 and encodes 157 amino acids. The record is from RefSeq and is a predicted model, not a curated record.